Acanthosepion pharaonis is the source of this 648-nucleotide messenger RNA. The record is from the annotation of a GenBank genome assembly. NCBI's taxonomy places the organism in Eukaryota, Metazoa, Mollusca, Cephalopoda, Sepiida, Sepiidae.
AUGUUUUUCCUCUCUUAUAAAUGGCUACACCGGCGUGUUGCUCAAUUGCAUUUUGGACAUAGCCUGUCAUUCAUUUGUUUUCUUUCUCUUGUUUCUUGCAGCUUGCCAUUGCCUCCAUUUCUUUCUCUCUCUUUCUUUUUUACAUUUUCCUUUACGAAAUUCUGUCCUUACAGUUGGUCAUUCCUAUCUUUCUGUCUUAGCUUCUCAUUGUUUGCUCUCUUUUCUAUUCUCAGCCUGACAUUAUGUCCUUUCCGUUCAUACGGUCUUGAUGUUGUCACUCAUUUCUUACUUACUUUUCUAUUCUUACAAAUUUCCAUACAUUCCUUUCUUUCACUCUUAAUUUUUUUCGUCUCCUUUCUUUCCGUUAAUUCUGUCUAUCAUUCUUUCCUUCUCUUCCUUACUGUUGUAAUAAUUUGCCAUUCCUUUAUUUCCUUCUUGAGGUUUUUCUUUCAUUCUUAUCCAUCCGUUUUUACAGUUUCUUAUUUCUUUUAUUUCUUUCUUUCUCUAAUUUCAUUCCGACUUUUACAGUUUACCAAUUUUUCUUCUUCCGUUCCUUUCUUCAUAUCUCCCUACUGUUAUUUUCAUAUCACAUCCAAUUCCAUAAACCUGUCUGAUUCAUCUUUCUAUCUUCUUCCCUUAACAUUUUAA